Lactuca saligna is the source of this 444-nucleotide messenger RNA. The record is from the annotation of a GenBank genome assembly. NCBI's taxonomy places the organism in Eukaryota, Viridiplantae, Streptophyta, Magnoliopsida, Asterales, Asteraceae.
AUGAUGAAAUUAAUCUUUCAUGGUGAAGCUUUAUUUCAGACACAUGAUAAUUUAGAACACUUGGCAAUGAUGGAGAGGGUACUGGGACCUUUACCAGAGCAUAUGGUUCAAAGAGACAACCAUGGUAUAGAAAAAUACUUCAGAAGAUUUAAAUUAAAGUGGCCAGAAGGUGCGGUUUCUAGGGAGAGUAUUAAAGCAGUGUGUGUCUUACUGUUUCACUAUGCAGCUGUGUCAGUGGGUCUAGAAACUGAAACCAUAAUAGCUGUGUUGAAUAAGCUUUCAAAGUCCAAUCUCCCUAAAGAGAUGAUCGAUUUCACUCAUGCUUCAACAUCCAAUUAUGGAAAAGUAAAGCUUGUACUGAAAAAGAAUCGUUACCUAGUUGAAUCUCCUUUCCUAGAGGCAAGAAUGCUUAUUAUGUUCUUAAUCUGUGGCAGUUGCAGUUGA